Messenger RNA from Trichomycterus rosablanca, 2761 nucleotides. RefSeq names its product unc-5 netrin receptor A (gene unc5a). Gene Ontology annotation, cellular component: membrane. Gene Ontology annotation, biological process: anterior/posterior axon guidance; netrin-activated signaling pathway. The transcript is spliced from 16 exons. Bases 20 to 2761 code for a protein of 913 amino acids. The record is from RefSeq and is a predicted model, not a curated record. Gene Ontology annotation, molecular function: protein binding; netrin receptor activity. NCBI's taxonomy places the organism in Eukaryota, Metazoa, Chordata, Actinopteri, Siluriformes, Trichomycteridae.
CGAGAGGCACGGGGCGACCAUGGCGCUUCACCUGCGUCCGUUUGUGCGCUGGAGAGCCGCGCACGUCCUCGCCGCUUCAUGCCUCCUGUACCUCGGAUUCACCUGCUCCGGAGCGGAACACGCGGCCACGGUGACGCACCCCCUGCCGGCGGCCUUCUCGGACCUGCUGCCUCACUUCCUGGUGGAGCCGGACGACGUUUACAUCAUAAAGAACAAACCGGUCACGCUGACCUGCCGCUCCACACCGGCCACUCAGAUUUACUUCAAGUGUAACGGAGAGUGGGUCCAUCAGGACGACCACCUGAUCGAGCGCACCGCCGACCCGGCUACAGGUUUGCCGGUGAUGCAGGUGAAGAUCGACAUCUCACGCCAGCAGGUGGAGAAGAUCUUCGGACUGGAGGAUUACUGGUGCCAGUGCGUGGCCUGGAGCACCACAGGAACCCAGAAGAGCCAGAAAGCGUACGUCCGCAUCGCCUACCUGAGAAAGAACUUCGAGGAGGAGCCGCUGGGUAAAGAAGUCGCCCUCGACCAGGAGGUGCUGCUCCGCUGUCAUCCACCGGAGGGCGUCCCCACAGCUGAGGUGGAGUGGCAGAGGAACGACGAGCUGAUCGACCCCAGGACUGACCCCAAUUUCUUCAUCACAGUGGACCAUAAUCUCAUCAUCAAACAGGCCCGGCUGGCCGACACCGGGAACUACACCUGUGUGGCCAAGAACAUUGUGGCUCGGCGGAAAAGCUCCUCGGCCGCCGUGAUUGUCUACGUGAACGGCGGGUGGUCCACGUGGGCCACGUGGUCGGCGUGCAGUGCCGUGUGCGGCCGUGGCUGGCAGAAGAGGAGCCGGAGCUGCACGAACCCCACGCCCCUGAACGGAGGCUCCGCCUGCGAGGGCCAGAGCGUCCAGACCAGCGCCUGCACAGCAACCUGUCCAGUGGACGGCGGCUGGAGCGAAUGGAGUAAGUGGUCAGCGUGCGGCGCCGAGUGUACCAUGUGGAGGAGCAGAGAGUGCACCCAGCCCACACCGGGCACCGGUGGCAAAGCGUGCCAGGGCCUCGACCUCCAAUCACUCAACUGUACCAGCGAACAGUGUCCACAGACCGUGGCUGGCGCGGAGGACGUGGCGCUGUACGUGGGCAUCGUGGCCGUGGCGCUGUGUCUCACUCUGCUGCUGGUGGUCCUGGUCCUGGUGUAUCGCAGGAAGAAGGAAGGGCUGGAUGCCGACGUGGCCGACUCAUCCAUCCUCACCACCGGAUUCCAGCCCGUGGGCAUUAAACCCGCCAUGCCAGGUGUGUGGGCACCGGCCCGGGCACGACGCGCCAAGAACUCUCACCUGCUCACCAUCCAGCCGGACCUGACCACGCCCGGUUACCAGGGCUCCCUGUGUUCCCGCCGCGACCCGUCUCCCAAAUUCUCCCUGAGCGACGGGCCGCUUCUGGAGCAGCUGGCUAACGGUUCUCACACCAUGCCCAACGGGAAAGUGUCCGGCGACGGGGGCCACCUCGCCAACCGCCUGGCCGCGCAGAACUACUUCAAAACGCUGCCGCGGGACAGCGUGCACACCUCCUACGGCACCUUUAACUUCCUGGGUGGACGACUGACCAUCCCAAACACGAGUAUAAGUCUGCUCAUCCCUCCCGAGGCGAUCCCACGAGGGAAGAUCUAUGAGAUUUACCUGACCGUGCAGAGGAAGGACGACGUGAGGUUGCCCCCGGCUGGGUGCCAGACGCUGCUGAGCCCGGUGGUGAGCUGUGGGCCGCCGGGCGUCAUGCUGACCCGACCGGUCAUCAUCAGCAUGCCUCACUGUUCCGACUCCUGCACGGACCACUGGGCCAUUCGACUCAAGAAGCAAACCUACGAGGGAACCUGGGAGGACGUGCUGCUGCUGGGUGAGGAUCUGAUCUCCGAGCCGUUCUACUGCCAGCUGGAGGCCGAGACGUGCCGCGUGUUCACCGAGCAGCUCGGCCGCUUCGCUCUGGUCGGAGAGUCGCUCAGCAUGGCCGCCGCCAAACGCCUGAAACUGCUGCUGUUCGCUCCGGCGUACUGCUCCACGCUGGAGUACACCAUCCGAGUAUACUGCACCGACGACACGCCCGACCUCAUCCAGGAGGUGAUACAGAUGGAGGAGCAGUUAGGAGGUCGCCUCAUCGACGAGCCCCACGUCCUCCUGUUUAAAGACAGCUACCACAACCUGCGCCUGUCCAUUCACGACCUGCCACAGAGCCAGUGGAGAAGCAAACUGCUCACCGGCUACCAGGAGAUCCCGUUCUACCACAUCUGGAGUGGAUCUCAGCGGAGUUUGCACUGCACGUUCACGCUGGAGCGGUUGAGCGUGAGCACGUGCGAGCUCUCCUGUACGCUGUGUGUGUGGCAGGUGGAGGGUGAAGGCCAGAGCUUCUGCCUCGACUUCAACAUCUUAAAGGACACACGACCGUUAGACUCGGAUCUCCUGCUGAUGGAUAAGAGCAGUCCGGCCCUGGCUGGCCCCAGCGCCUUUCAGAUCCCCUACCUCAUCCGGCAGAAGAUCUGCAGCAGUCUGGAUGCACCGUGUCCUAACGGAACUGACUGGAGACUGCUCGCCCAAAGACUCAAACUGGACAGACACAUGAACUUCUUCGCGUCAAAACCGAGCCCGACGUCGGUGAUCCUGGACCUCUGGGAAGCUCAGCACUUCCACAGCGGGAACCUCAACCAGCUGGCGGUGAUCAUGGCCGAGAUCGGCAAGCAGGAGGCCAUGAUAUUCCUGGUGUCGGACGGGGAGUGCUAA